Messenger RNA from Postia placenta MAD-698-R-SB12, 1458 nucleotides. RefSeq lists its product as hypothetical. The transcript is spliced from 4 exons. Gene Ontology annotation, biological process: transmembrane transport; carbohydrate transport. Gene Ontology annotation, molecular function: carbohydrate:proton symporter activity. NCBI's taxonomy places the organism in Eukaryota, Fungi, Basidiomycota, Agaricomycetes, Polyporales, Adustoporiaceae. The record is from RefSeq and is a predicted model, not a curated record. Gene Ontology annotation, cellular component: membrane. Bases 1 to 1458 code for a protein of 485 amino acids.
AUGAGCGUACUUGAUCGACUCAAGCCCAAGUCGUUCAAACCUCGUUAUCCAAAAUGGAUGGUGGGCCGGCCGCUCCUCAUCGGGUCGUCCGCCCUGGCCUCACUUGGAGACGCUAUGUUCGGGUAUAGUCAGGGAGCCAUUGCUGCCAUCCAGCUCGAGCCCACCUUCAUCAAGCGGUUCUUCGGCAAGACUGUGACUAUGGAACAAAUCCGCACGGGACAAACGGGUGUAAGACCUGAGAUACAAGCCAUUACGGUCUCGUGUCUCAACCUCACAGCACUGGUCGCCGCUUUUGCAUCGGCCUACAUCUGCGACGUGCUGGGUCGCCGCAUGUCAAUACGGAUCGGCGCUGUUAUCUACUUCAUAGCCGCAUUCAUCCAGAUCUUCGCCCCGAACCUCGGCGCGCUCAUUGCGGGUCGCUCCAUCCAAGGCAUCGGUGUAGGAAUGCUGUCCAUGACGGUCCCCAUCCUGCAAUGCGAAAUAGCACCGGGCCAUGCUCGCGGUCUCUUCGUCGCCAUCGAGUACUUAUGCCUCAACAUGGGUUACCUCCUCGCAUCAUGGGUUGGCUAUGGAUUCUUCUUCGCUCUCCCUUCUUCGAUCUCAUGGAGAGGACCAUAUGUCGUGCAGGCGGCCCUCGCGGGCGUCCUGACGGCGUGGUCCUUCAUCUUGCCCGAGACACCACGUUUCCUUGCCAGUGUUGGGCUCGAAAAGGAGGCGUUACUCGUCUUAGCUGAUUUGCACGCCAAUGGUAAUCAAGACGACCCCGAAGUACAAAAGUCUUUCAAAGAAAUUGUGGCAGCGAUCAAGUAUGAACAGCACCUGGAACAGGCCUCAUGGACGCAGCUCUUCACGCAAUACACCAGACGGACCAUUAUGGGUAUUACGUGCCAGUUGUUCGCGCAGUUCAAUGGCAUCAACGCGAUCCUGUACUAUCUUCCUUCGAAUCUCACACGCGCCGGCUUCACGAUCGCACGGGCCUUGUUGUACUCGGGAGUGUCGGCCAUCGUCUACUGCUUGGGGACGAUCCCCACUAUGUUCCUCAUCGAUCGAUGGGGCCGACGGGUCUUUUUCAUCGCUGGGAGUAUCGGGCUCGGGGCCUGUCUGGCAACCGUCGGCGGCCUGCAAUACAAGAGCGACAGCCUUCCGGAAGGUGGCGCGGAGCUCCCAUGGGGCCCGGCGCCAUACCUCUUGGGUGCAGAGAUUUUUCCAAUGCGUGCGAGGGCUAAGGGAAUGGCACUCUCCACGGUUUCCAAUUGGUUGUCAAACUUCAUCAUUGCUUUUAUCACGCCAUUGCUAUUCGCAGCCAUCAACGCGGCCUACUACUUCAUUCUGCUCGGCUGCUGUGUCAUCUCGGGGCUGUUCGUCUUCUUCGUGUAUCCCGAGACGGCUCACCGUACAUUGGAGGAGCUGGGAGAAGUGUUCGGGGACAAGAGCGAGUAUCGGUGGAGACAGUGUUAA